Messenger RNA from Sporothrix schenckii 1099-18, 471 nucleotides. RefSeq names its product DASH complex subunit DAD1. The record is from RefSeq and is a predicted model, not a curated record. The coding region runs from base 1 to 471 and encodes 156 amino acids. Gene Ontology annotation, cellular component: DASH complex; mitotic spindle pole body; spindle microtubule. Lineage: Eukaryota; Fungi; Ascomycota; Sordariomycetes; Ophiostomatales; Ophiostomataceae. The transcript has 3 exons.
AUGUCAAACUCCCGCGCUGCAUCCUCAAUGGGCGCGUCGCGUUCUGUCGGCGCCGGCGCGUCAACAUCGGCCGCUGCCCGCAAGUCCUAUUUUGAGCAGCAGCGCGAGCUUCUCAUGGGCGAGAUUGCCAUGUCGUUUGAGCAGGUCCUCGCAAACAUCAACAAACUCAACCGGUCGCUCGAGGCCGUGGUGACGGUCGGAAACGAGUUCUCGGCAGUCGAGGCAUUGUGGUCGCAGUUUGAGAGCGUCAUGGCCAAGGACCCAGAACCAGCGGCUGGCGGCGAGGCCGACGAACAGGGCCACGGAGACGGACACGAGCACGAGCACGACCAGCAAGAUGCGGAGGCCGAAGAGAAUCACAACAACCAAAGCGGUGACGACGAAGGGGAGGCUGCGACACAAUUGCACGACGAGGAGGCGUCAGGCGGCCGAGGACGCACACGAGAAGACGAUGUGAACUUUGACUAUUAG